Molecule: messenger RNA, 1821 nt
Organism: Labrus mixtus (cuckoo wrasse)
Lineage: Eukaryota; Metazoa; Chordata; Actinopteri; Labriformes; Labridae
Product: B-cell linker protein
Exons: 19
Coding region: 166-1329 (387 amino acids)
Biological process (GO): cell surface receptor protein tyrosine kinase signaling pathway; intracellular signal transduction
Source: RefSeq, a predicted model, not a curated record
CUGUCUGACUGACAUAGACAGGAAAUGCAAAUGAGAUCAGUUAGAGCUGCUCUUCACACUCUCUUUGUAUUGCUCACAUUCAAUCUUCAAACCAGGCAUUUGCAUCCAAGAACCGAAACAGAUACAUGUCCUCAUGACUUGGGCUGCUAGACUUGACCUGGAACCAUGACAAUGAGCUUCUUCGGAAAAUUUAAAAACCACGGGCCUCCUGCUCCUCCCAGAAGGACAGAUGACAAUGCAGGGUGGCCACCGGAUGAGUUUGAAGAUGAGGAGGAAAGUGACAUGUAUGAAGCGCCUCCCUGUGAGCGUCCCCAGGCCAAAGUCCCACAGACACCAGUGGAAGAAGACGUAUAUCUAGACACGACGUCCAACCCUACUGCCCCACAGAGGCAGGCUGCUCCUCCACCGAGACCAGGAAAACCUUUGAAACCUCAACAGCGUAUUGAGCAGUUCAACUUUGAUCCCAAAAUCAAGAAACCACCGGAGAUAGACAGAACUGAGAAGCCUGGGAGGAAGAAGAUGAUGCCUCCUCCACCUGUCCGCCCAUCACCUGCUCCUGUCCCUGCAUCCAACACCGAGGAAGACGUGUAUCUGGAUCCUAAUGAAGAACAGGAGGAUAAUGAUGACGUGUAUUUAGAGCCUACAGCUGCUUGCUCUCCUGCCCCUCGUGCACCCAUGAGGAUGCCCCAGACUCCAAAGACAGCACUUGUUCCUUCUCCUAUACCUAUGAUGAAGCCUCCAGUUCCCAGAGCUCAGUCUAGUUCAUUAUUGCCUUCCCUUAAUGAGGUAAAAACAGCUUCUUCAGUUGAGGCGAGGAGAGCCACAUUUCCCACCAAACUCCCUCCACCUUCUCCCAGCGUUAAGCCCCCUCUCCCUGCUAACCUCAAGGAAGUGAAACCAAGCCCUCCAACUCCUCCUAUGGCUGACAUUAAGCCUGUAGUCUCCUUUGGCGCAGCAAGGGCAGCAAAACAGUCUGGGAAUGAGGCCAAAGAAUGGUUUGCUGGAGACUGCAACAGAAAGAAAGCUGAGGACUUCUUAAAAAAAGUUAACAAGGACGGCGUCUUUCUCAUCCGACACAGCUCAGCCCAGAGCGCCCGGCAGCCAUACACCCUGGCUGUCCUAUACCAGCAGAAGGUGUACAACAUCCCCAUCCGCUUCCUGGGGGAGACACAAGGUUUUGCCCUUGGAAAAGAGGGCAAGAAGAACGAAGAGAUUUUCGUCACCCUCGAGGAGAUGAUUUCCCACCACAAGAAUAACCAGCUGCUCCUGAUAGACAGCAAGAGCCAGGCCAAGCACACAACGUACUUAACCCACCCUGCACGCCCAUAAAUCUCCACCACCACAUGUAACACUACCACAUGUUUUAUCAUGUUUUAUUUCUAUCAGACGAAUGAGGUUAGAAUCCACAAUUGGAACGUUUUGCACUUGGAAAUACUAUCAAUCUACUGUGGGUCACAAAAAAACAAUAUGAAAUCAGCUGUACAGCUUGGGAAUUAAAUGUGACAAACAGUUGCUCCAGGCUAUAUAAUGACAAGAUCUGUGGAUCUGGGCUUUGUUGACAGUCACUGUAGGCCUACACAUGAAUGUUUUUUAAAUAUUAAACUAUGUCACAAAAGCCUUCCAAUGUGCAGCCGAAACUGAUCUCUCUCACUUUUUGCUUCUUGCUCAUUUCUGUUAUUAUUGGCAUGUCUAAUUAACCGCUGAGAUUAAUGUCUCCAUCAGACUCUAAGUUGAGGCACCACUACAGUUUUGGUGUGUAUCUUUUUAGUUGUUUAUUUAAGCUUGCUGUCUUUAAUAUUAAAAUAAACUGCUUGUAACUAA